This is a messenger RNA of Exophiala aquamarina CBS 119918, 4197 nucleotides long. RefSeq lists its product as uncharacterized. Gene Ontology annotation, cellular component: membrane. The transcript is spliced from 4 exons. The coding region runs from base 1 to 4197 and encodes 1398 amino acids. Lineage: Eukaryota; Fungi; Ascomycota; Eurotiomycetes; Chaetothyriales; Herpotrichiellaceae. The record is from RefSeq and is a predicted model, not a curated record. Gene Ontology annotation, biological process: transmembrane transport. Gene Ontology annotation, molecular function: ATP binding; ATP hydrolysis activity; ABC-type transporter activity.
AUGCCGUUAUGUUGCGGAAUGAGUGCAAUCGACCAAGAUCAACAUCGGGGCGAGCAGGAUUUAUUGCAAGACCACGGGCAGAGAGGUUGGCAUGUUCUUUUUGCCUUCACCAGGAGACCGCAUUUGCUAGUUUUGCUGCCUGCCAUUCUGCUUUCACUCGCCGCAGGUCUACUCCUUCCCGUGACAGCCAUUUUCCUUGGAAGAAUUUUCAAUAACUUCUCCGACUUCGCUGCCGGAAAGGUCGACAGCACCACCUUUAGUCAUGAGAUCCUCAACAGUGUUUACGGAUUUCUAGCUCUUGGUGUGGCCACCUUUGUUCUCAGGGGCGGAUUGUUCAACUUUUGGCUACAGUUCGGCGAGAUGCAGGCCAAAUGUGUCCGCGAAGAACUAUUUCGUGCUCUCCUGGAAAAGGAUCUGGAAUGGUAUGACCUAAGGACAACUGGCGUGGAAACGCUCUUAAGAAGAACACACACGCAGACACAAGAUCUCCGAAUCGCGACAUCCCAACCUCUUGGAAUCUCGAUAUCAUACCUUGCACAAGCCUUAGCAGCUAUUGCCUUAGCCUUUUAUACCAAUUGGAAGUUGAGCCUUGUCAUUUUAGCGAGUGUUCCUAUCACAGUUGUGGGAAUAGCCGUGAUUUCUCGUCGCAUACAGGGGAACACAGAACGCUAUGAAGGCAACCUAACGCAAGCAGUGAGAUUGGCGACUUUUGCCAUAACGAAUAUCGUCAUGAUAAAGUGCUUCAAUACAAAGGCUUCAGCGCAACGAAAUUACGUCGAUUGUGUGAAAGCCGCGGCUGAGCACUAUUUGAAGCUCGGAUUUUCACAUGCCCUCCAAGGUGGUUUUGCUCGAUUCAUAUCAAAUGCGAUGUUUGUUCAAGGCUUCUGGUACGGUGGCUCGCAGGUGCAAGCUGGCCGAACCACCGCAGGCAGGGUAAUCACAACCUUUUGGAGCUGCGUAAUUGCCGCAAAGUCAUUUGAAGGCAUCCUCCCCCAAGGCAUGAUUCUCCAGAAAGGCCGAGCUGCCGCUUUCGCUCUUGAAGCGGUGCUAGGCAAGGUUCUGAAAGGCAGAACCGAUAUGGUCAAUGCCGGAGGUCUGACUCCGCAUUUCUGCCAGGGCAAGAUUGAGUUGCGUUCUGUUUCGUUUGCAUAUCCUUCAAAUCCUGAACAUCUUGUCCUCAGAGAUUGCAACUUUACCUUUCCAGCAGGACAAACAACCUACCUCGUUGGAAAGAGCGGAUGUGGAAAGAGCACUAUAAGCUCCAUGUUGCUUCGUUUCUAUCCCCCCAGCUGUGGCACGAUAUUCCUUGAUGGACUCGAUAUACAAACCAUUGACAAAACCUGGCUCAGGAAUAACAUCACCCUUGUCCAACAACAGUGCCAUCUCUUUGACGAAACUAUUUACACGAAUAUUGCUCUUGGUCGGAGGGAUUCUGAUCGAGUGACGGAGGACGAGAUAGAAAGCUGUCUUCAUAUGGCAGCAUUGGAGACCGCUGUGGCAGAUCUCACAGAGGGAAGUAGGACAAGGGUUGGAGUUGGCGGUUCCUCUCUUUCAGGUGGCCAGAAACAACGGAUCGCACUUGCACGAGCAUAUCUCCGUGAUACUCCCAUACUCAUACUAGAUGAGGCAACAAGCGCCCUUGAUUACUCAAUUAGAACUACCAUUACGAGAAAUAUACGACAUUGGAGAAGAGGAAGAACGACAAUUAUUAUCACCCAUGACCUCGAGCAGAUUGAAGCAGAAGAUUUUGUGUACGUCUUGGGGUCUGGAACCGUCCUCCGUCAAGGCCGCCAAAAGGACGUCACCGACCUCGCAAAACGAUUUUCCGUGAUUUGUCGUAACAGUGACUUCAGCGAAAGUCCCAGUCAUCAGCAAGAUGGCGUCACCUACCGCGUGGCAAGACCAAGGGAAGCCAUCAAAGCUUCGACAUCAACCCGCAGAAGCUCCAGACGGAAAGACUCCUUUGACACAGAGUUUGAACGCGCUGAUGGAUCAACAGUAACCAGGGCUCGUGUCAAACCUCGUGGUAGUGGUGCCCGACAGACAUUCAGACAAUCAAUAUUCCUCGGAAUGCAAGGCACCUUGAUGUCUUUGAAGUGGGCGUCAACAGCUCGAGCCAAAACUUUAUAUCCAUUACCACCUCCAAUUCCCGGCUUUUCCAUUGCAGAGAAAGACAUCAGGUCUAUAGAAUGGGAAAUGACGAGCUCUGAUCGCAGGACAAUCGCUCCUUUCAUGAAGCGGGCUAAUUCAUCUAACUUGGACAACAAGCCGCUACCCAUUCCUCUCAUCGGAUUUACACUUCCCAAGCGGCCAAAAAUUAUAGCUAUCAGUGAGACCAAUGAAGAUGAACGAGUGAGGCCCACGGAGUCACUCCUCACGAUUCUCCGGACAGUCCUUCUUGAUUCAGAUAUGAAGAAAAGGGUGAAGAUUGCCGUAGCGCUUAUUGCGACUACAGGGCAUGCAGCUAUGACUCCCCUGUUCUCAUGGGUGGUUGCACAAGCUCUUGCAACAUUUUUCCUAGGAUCGGGUUUCAAACAGAAGCUGCUAACCUAUUCCUUGUCCAUGCUUGGCGUUGCGAUAUUCGACGGGCUAUGCUAUUUUACGAUGAGUUAUCUGCUGGAGUCAGUAGCCCAAUCCUGGGUUGAUGGGCUUAGGUUCCGAGCAAUAUAUCGCAUUCUCAGGCAGCCCAUGGGCUGGUUUGAUGAUGACUUACACAAAUCGUCAUCGAUCGUGUCGGCACUGGACCGCAAUGCGGAAGAGAUGAAAGACAUAGUGAGCAGAUACGCAGCGCUGAUAGUUAUUGCGACCAUCAUGAUGCUUGUUGGAUCGAUAUGGUCGAUCAUCACUUGUUGGAAACUAACGUUCGUCACUCUCGCUGGAGCACCUGUUGUGUAUGGACUUGCCAAAGCGUUCGACAUGGUCUCAGCACAUUGGGAGAAUUUGACCAACAUGACAAGUGAAAGCAUCGGUCUCAUCUUUGUUGAGACUUUCGUGGACAUUAGGACCAUCCGAGCACUCACACUGGAAUCAUAUUUUCACAAGAAAUACAAAUUUGCGACACAGGAGGCCUUUACUACGGGGCAGCGCCGUGCGAUUUUCAGUGGAGUAUUCUACGGGUUAUCAGAAUCCACCAUCCACUUUCUUACCGCUUUCAUGUUUUGGUAUGGAGGGUUUCUCGCUAAACGACAAGAAUGGUCCGUCGAACCGAUCUUGACAGUGUUUGCGCUGAUAGUGUUUUGUGUAUCUAACGCAGCUGCUAUCAUGGCGUACAUACCUCAAAUCAAUUCUGCAACAGAUACUGCCAGUCGCCUUCUCGAUCUUGCCUGGGAGCCGGUACAUUCACAUGAAGACAUGGGUACGUUUUCACUUGACGUUAGCGACCCAAGCACGCUCUCAGGUCCAAUACACUUCAUCAACCAAACCUUCCACUACCCUACGCGACAGGAUGCACCUGCUUUGCUACGUUUGAAUUUAACAAUACCUUCUGGCAAAUGUACGGCAAUUGUUGGAGAAUCAGGGUCGGGGAAUCCGACGAUUGCAUCGCUUAUACUUGGUCUCUACCCAGCAACGGCAGAUUCAAUCGCCCGAUCCCCCACAGACUCGUCUUGGGACCCGCCUUCUUUGACAUUAUCCGGUCGCGAUAUCAGGACUCUGAACCUACCUAUUCUGCGGUCAAUGAUCUCGAUAGUUCCACAAACCCCAGUCCUGAUUCCUGGUACUGUGCGUGAGAAUAUCAUCUACGGUUUAGAACAAGCGUCUAGCCUGAUUUCGGCUUCUACGAUCGAGGCGGCAACGCAGCUGGCUGGGAUUCACAGCUUCAUUCAAUCUCUCCCGCAAGGAUACGCAACCACUGUCGGCGAAGGAGGGAUGGGUAUGUCCGGUGGUCAAGCUCAACGGAUCGUGAUUGCAAGAGCAUUAAUUCGGAAUCCUCGGGUUCUUAUUCUUGACGAAGCGACAAGCGCCUUGGAUGAUGACAGUGCGAAAAUCAUCAAGGCCAGCGUGGUUCGAUUGGUUCGAGAGAAAAAUGGCCACCUAACGGUUAUUAUAGUGACACAUUCGAAAGCGAUGAUGAGCUUUGCCGAUGAGGUCGUCGUUAUGGAGAAAGGUAGUGUGGUUGAACAAGGCUCAUAUGCUGACUUGUUGGCCCGGCGUGGCAAGCUUUGGGAAAUGCUCAAUGCAAGUCCUCAUAGUGGUUAG